AAGAAUUCACAUGAAGGUUUUCUGCAGUUUUAUUAAGCAAUGAACCCUCCUAAUCUAAGAUGAGAGAGAAAAUGGAUCAUCUACUUUGAUAAAGGAUAAAGCAACGUAGUUAUGAUCCACUUUGUCUAAGUGGUAGAAAAUAAAGGCUUGUUUUUGUACUAUUCUCAAAAUGGCUGCUGAACAGACAGUUCCAGUUGUAACUGAAGUAGAAGGUGCUGAUUAUGACUUUCUAUAUGUAACUGAAUUGAGUGCUGAAGAAAAAGACUCUGUCUAUGGCUUAGUAAAAGAAAGUCAUCUAAGUGCCCAAGCAGGACAGAAUAAGCAACAAAAAAUGGUCUCUACAAAGCGUGCACGUGUAAUAAAGCAUAAACCUAGUGCAAUUGUUUUCUCCAAGGACUGCACAUGGGAAGAAACAGCAGCUAGGAGGUUCUGCAAGCUUUAUAGAGAGCCCAGUUUUUAUAAUUGUUUGCUUCACAAUCCUGAUGAGUUCUGUACUCUUGAGACUGCCUUUACAACCAUGGACCGGGCUGACCUAGAAAGUCAUACACUUGCCAGAAAUCAGCAGUUCAAACAAGGCCCAGAAGAGGCUCUAAAGCAACAUCUUGGUGACACUUCUACCGGCCAAUGCUGUCUGGGGUUGCCUUUGCCAUGGGAUAAGAAUGAUGCUGAACUUGAGGCUAAAGAAGCAUGCAGCUGGCUGCGAGCUGCUGGCUUUCCACAAUAUCCACAGCUGUAUGAAGACUCACAGUUUCCGAUUGAUAUUGCUUCUGUGAAGAAAGAUCAUGAUUUUCUUGACCGGGAUUCGCUGAAAUCCCUUUGCAGGAGACUGACAACCCUAAACAAGUGUGCGUCUAUGAAGCUGGAGGUCCACUUUCAACGUAAGCAGAGUGAAGACUCAGAGGAGGAGGACUUGUGUGCCAUCAGUGACCGUUGGGCAUUCCAACGGGAUAGCAAAAGAUGGUCUAGGUUGGGCUCCCUUUCUGCUCCCACACCUCAUAGCACCGAGGUUCUUCAGACCACCAUGAAGACCUCAGCCAGUCGGGAGAGUGUCCUGAGUGACUUUAGUGACCUCGAAGCCACUUCCAUUCACAGCCACAGCAGUUGCAGCAUGGGGAGCACAAAAGGAACAACUCCUUGUCAGAUUUCCAUAGCGGAGCCAUUUCCCAGUUUUACCUCUCGCAGUUCCGACUCGACUGCACUCUCCAGUCACAGUUUGACAGAGUCCUGCUCUUCUAAAGAUCUCCUUACAUCAAAAGAGAAACCAAAAAAGCGGUCCAAGAGCUUCCUGAGGAAAAUUGAAUCUUUCAGGCGAAAGGAUAAAGAAAGAGAAAUUGAUAAUGGAAAGGACUCUGCCAUCCAAAGUGUGACUAGCCAAAACGGACUUCUACAACCUCCUGUGAGCUUGCAUUGUACUACCAACGACAGCCUUCCAGGCUUGAAACAGAACAUUAAAGAGAGAGGCAGUUCUUCUUUCAAAAGAAGGACAAAGACAAUUUGUAGGACUGCAGUUGAUCUUUCUUCAUCAGGAGGUAGAGGGAAACAGAAACAGAGGUCCAAAUGUAGUGGACUUUACUUAGAGGACUAUGAGAUAAGUUUGAAGAAUCCCAGCCAAACAGAACACAAACAUGUGCUGGAGAAUUCAUUUGUGCAUCUUCCCAGAGACCAUAAACCAGGAACUUUCCCCAAAUCUCUCUCCAUUGAGAGUUUAUGUCCAACUCCAAAUGAUAAUCUUUGCAGCUGGGCCUCAGGCAAUAUGUCAAUUGAUAUUUCAGUCUGUAGCAGCAAUGAGUCUCAAGGCUUCGGAAGAUUUCAUGCAAGGAGGAAUUCUUGUAGUUCUACAGGGAGUGUCUAUGACAAUGUACCAGAGGUGCUUGGCAGCUCUGAACAAAUUUUUAAUAUGGGAAGGGUGGAUGUUUUUGAGCACUUGGAUGAUAUUAUUCAGCAUGUCCAUGGGCUACAGCAGAAUGUAGAAUUCUGGUCAAAGAGAAUCUGUCCAGAACUUGAGGAUGUUGACUCUGAGCUAACAGAGGAAAACGUUUACCCCUCUAGUCUCCAUUUUGAAGAGCAGUCCAUGUCAGAUGUGGGAACUGCAGCAAGUGACCUUGACAGUACAGGGAAUUCAUUAAAUGAAGCAGAAGAGAUGGAAAUGAGGGAUCGGAGAGAUUCUGGUGUGGGCGCAUCUUUAACUAGGCCAAACAGGAAACUACGGUGGCACAGCUUCCAGAACUCUCACAGGCCAAGCCUUAACUCAGCAUCUCUGGAGAUAAACCGGCAAUCAGCAACCCAACUGAACCUGCUGCAGAAGUUCUCACUACUGAGACUGACCGCCAUGAUGGAAAAAUACUCAGUGCCCAACAAGCAGGGCUGGAGCUGGACGGUGCCAAAGUUCAUGAAAAGAAGCAAAGUUCCUGACUACAGGGACAAGAAUGUCUUUGGUGUCCCCCCCAUUAUCAACGUACAGAGAAGUGGGCAACCUCUUCCACAGAGCAUCCAGCAAGCAAUGAGAUACAUCCGGAGUCGGUGUCUAGACCAGGUUGGUAUUUUCCGUAAAUCAGGAGUGAAGUCUCGGAUCCAGAUGCUGAGGCAGCUCAAUGAGAAUUCCCCUGAUCACGUGAGCUAUGAGGGACAGUCGGCCUAUGAUGUAGCUGACAUGUUGAAACAGUAUUUCAGGGAUCUUCCAGAGCCCGUCUUUACUGGCAAGCUGACGGACACAUUCCUGCAGAUCUACCAAUGUGUCCCAAAGGAUCAGCGUCUGCAGGCAGCACAGGCGGCGGUCAUCCUGCUGCCGGAUGAGAACCGGGAAGUGCUGCAGACCUUGCUCUACUUCCUGAGCGAUAUUGCCUCCGCCCAGGAUAACCAGAUGACUGCAGGCAACCUGGCUGUAUGCCUGGCCCCCUCCAUCUUCCAUCUCAAUGUCUCCAAAAAGGAGGGCACCUCCCCCAGAUUGAUACACAGGAAGGGGACAGUUGGCAAACCUGAUCAAAAGGACCUAAACGAGAACAUGGCAGCUACCCAGGGACUCAGUCACAUGAUCAUGGAGUGCAAGAAGCUCUUUCAGAUUCCUCACGAUAUGAUGUUGCAAUCCCGGAAUUCCUACGUGGCUGCUGAUGCACAGCCACUUCCUUUGGAGGAGCUUGGUGUUACCCUGAACAGAGAGCCUGGGUAUUAUCAGGCCUACUUGGACGAGAGUAUCAAAAGCCUGUUAAGAGAGUCAGCGGAGAAAAUUAGAGGCUGGCAGAACACCCCUGGUCCUGAGAACACCGAACUGUCAUACAAAAAGGUGGGUGAUGGGCAUCCCCUUCGUCUCUGGAAGGCCUCGACCGAAAUUGAAGCCCCACCUGUGACAGUGCUGCACAGAGUGCUAAGAGAAAGGCACCUGUGGGAUGAUGAUUUGCUGCAUGGCAGAGUGAUUGAGGCCCUAGACAAAAAUACAGAGAUCUUUCAUUAUGUGACGGACAGUAUGGCACCACACCCCAGAAGAGAUUUCCUUGUGCUCAGGAAGUGGUGUAGUGAUCUGCCAAAGGGGGCCUGUGUGCUGGUGUCCUCGUCGGUUGAGCAUGACAAGGUGCAACUGGAAGGGCGUCUGCGGGCAGUGCUGCUCACUUCACAGUACCUCAUUGAGCCCUGUGGCGGGGGCCGCUCCAGACUGAUGCACAUCUGCAGAGCUGACCUAAGGGGCCGCUCUCCUGACUGGUAUAAUAAAGUGUUUGGGCAUCUCUGCGCCGUGGAGGUUGCUAAGAUACGAGACUCCUUCCCUGUAUUAACUGCCAGAGGACCUGAAACAAAGCUGUAGAGUGACAUGAAGAUUCUUAAAUCUGAAGAUAAGAAUCCCAGAACUGGAUUUUUUUUUGUGAAACUCUUACUCUGAUGCAGAGUGUGGUAUUUUACUAGAAAGAAAUGCAGCUUUGUUUCGAUCGAAUACCAUAAGUGUUAACAUUGGGCAAUGUGAAUAUUUAACCAUUAUGCAUAUGUAAAGCUGCUGUUAGUCUGAUUUCUGUAUACCCCCUCAAACAACUUUAGUAUUUUAAAAUACAUCCAUGCCCCAUGGGAAAACACCACACUGAUAAUCACCUUGGUGUUAUUUUAGAUUCCGAGGAUGAUAAUUUGGUCAUACAGCAGAAACAAAGAGGAUAUUAUCGAUUAACUCAUGGAAUUUUUAAAAAAUGUGAUUUUUUACCUCACUUUUGGAGUAAUAUUAAGAACAAUGCAUACAGUAUAUACAAUUUUUACAAUUAAACGAUAAUGCAAGCAACUAACAAAACACUGUGUGUUGCACACCUCUCUUAUAUUGGAAAUGAGACAUCUUUGGAUAAAAUAUACAUAUAUACUGUACUGUACACCCAAUUUAGAAAAAAUCUAUUCCUCAUGUAAGUUUAUAAAUUGAUGCAAGGCAUAGGUUUUAUUGAUGUCUUUUAGUUAGUUGUUUGCAACUUACAAUUUUUGGAUUGGUUAUUCUCUUUUCUGUAAACUACAGCAUUAAUAUAAUCUAAUGUAUUCAUCUUUGCUGCUGUGUCUUUAUCUGUCUUACAGACAGUGGAAGUAGCAUAUUUUCAGAAUAUUCAUGUAUUUUUUAUCUUGUAUCAAAAUAAAUGUUUAAUGUUUUAUAUAUAAUUUCUAGAUCUUUAACUAGCUACCCAACUUUGUCCCUUUGCUACAGAAAUAUUAUACAGAUCUUCUUUCAUGUUGACUGCACUGCACACUAAGUAUGUAAUAUUAAAUAAUAUAUAUAUUUUAUAAUUGUAAAAAAGAGUAAUAUUCUGUAAAGGCACCUUUUUAAUUAAAUAGUCCAUAUUUUGGUUGUUUUAACUGUUUGCCAUCGUUAUUCUGUACUUUUUUUAUUAAAUGAAUGAUGUACUGUAGAACAGUGAGAGAAACCAACUCCGAUUAUAAAUUAAAUGUGAAUUUCUUGUUUAAAAAUUUGGCAAGGAUACUAUUGUGUUUUGUCAGUGAUUUUAUUUCCCGUAUUUUAUAAGUCCUGAUGUGCCCUAAACCCAAAGUUACUCGGUUACACCAUGUCACCCUCAUUGUUUUCUGAACCUUUUGCCAGUGAAUUUGCAGAAAGCCCUGUAAACCAAAAUGUAUAUUAUCAGAAUCCGUUCAUUAAGUUCAAUUUUAACAAAAAAAAACAGUAGCUUUUCUUUGGGGACUUUAAGCUGAUUAUCACAAAAUGUUACUUCAUGAAACCUGAAAUAUAAUGAUUUACUUCAGUCUGUCUUUUUAAUCUUUUUAUGGAAUGAAACUUUUAAAGUUAUCUUUGCCAAAAGGAUGCUUUAAUGUAGCAUCUGUUUAUUUGGAAGCUUCACUUUGGAUUUCAUCUUGGGAAUAAAAUAGAUAGACCUUCAUCUUUUUUCCAUGAAUCUGAGUAUCUUUUAUUUGCCGACACUGAUGUACAGUACAUGGAACCUUUGAUCUCUGUGAUUGAAGAAGUCCUUAACUGAUGUGGACAUGCAUCUAUAAGUUGUAUGUCUGAAAGAACAUGUGUUUGUAAAAUUAAUGACGGCAUGUGGAAUACUUGAUAUUCUAUAUGUGACUAAGACUUUGACACUAUUUACAGUGGGGAACAGGAUAUUUAUUUAUUCAUCAGCACAAAAAGGACAGAAGGACUGCUGUUUAAAGACAGGAGACUUUGUUUUCUCUUCUUUAAGGACUUCUAGGUAGUAUUAUCACAGACACUUUCUGGUCUAGCAUAUCGGCUGUCACAGAUUUAGCGCAUGUGAAAUUAAUAAGAUACCUAUAAGAUAAUUUAGAAACAAUUAAUUUAUUGAACCCGCAGCAGUAUAACGGUGCUUAAAAUUACUUGUUCUCCCCCCAACCAUAUACUCGAAUCAGAAAAUAUAGUGAUUUUGAAAGUGUAAGAGGAAAUACUCUGCAUAUAAAAUGUCAGAUCGUGGCUGAGUUUGGUCACAAUUUUCUUUUUCUUGUAUUUAAACUGAUAGUCCUUUUUUUCUUUUUUUUGUUGUGGGGGAAGGUAUUGUUAG
Molecule: messenger RNA, 5978 nt
Organism: Lepisosteus oculatus (spotted gar)
Lineage: Eukaryota; Metazoa; Chordata; Actinopteri; Semionotiformes; Lepisosteidae
Gene: stard8
Product: StAR related lipid transfer domain containing 8
Biological process (GO): actin cytoskeleton organization; regulation of Rho protein signal transduction; signal transduction
Molecular function (GO): GTPase activator activity; lipid binding; protein binding
Source: RefSeq, a predicted model, not a curated record